Molecule: messenger RNA, 2063 nt
Organism: Sander lucioperca (pikeperch)
Lineage: Eukaryota; Metazoa; Chordata; Actinopteri; Perciformes; Percidae
Gene: cpo
Product: carboxypeptidase O
Exons: 9
Coding region: 370-1449 (359 amino acids)
Biological process (GO): proteolysis
Molecular function (GO): metallocarboxypeptidase activity; zinc ion binding
Source: RefSeq, a predicted model, not a curated record
GUGAAAAAGGCAGAUAACAGCUUCCAAAAAAAGGAAGCUAUUCAGUGUAACUAAAUGUGGCUCCUGUUUAUUUUUAUGGGAAUGUUUUUAUCAAACCUGUAAACCUGAUUAAUAUAUGACAAUCAGUUAACAGUAUAUAAAAAAAUAAAACGUCACCAGCCUAUUUUAAAGGAUAUAAAGUAAUUAAGGUUAUUGACUCCGAUUAAUCAUUAACACAGUAAUAGCGUGUGUGUGCUAGAGGUGUGGUAGAGGGCUGAGGCAAAGGUUUCCAUCUUUAUCUGAUGGACAUCUUCUUUAAAAUGCUUGUAUCAUCCUGAGGUCAGUGUCGCAAACAGUUGCAAACACGGAGUUUACUUUCACAAAGUGACCAUGCUUAGCUCUGUGGGACUGAGCCUUUUGGUGCUGCUUUCAGCGAUGGAAGCAGCCACAGUAGAGAGAGUGGAGUAUGACUACUACAAAUACCAUACCAUGCCGGAGAUCAACGACUGGAUGAAUAAGGUUCAGAAGGAUUACCCUGAUGUUGUGACCAUAGUGGAAUACGGACAGACCUAUGAGAAGAGAGUCAUUCGCUUGCUCAAGAUUGGCUUCAAUACUGGAAAGAAAAAGAAAGCUAUCUGGAUGGACUGUGGUAUACACGCCAGGGAAUGGAUCGCCCCAGCCUUCUGUCAGUACUUUGUCAGACAGAUCCUGCAAGCACACAAAACGGACCCAAAAAUGCAAGAGAUGAUAAAGAACAUGGACUUUUACGUCACCCCUGUACUCAACAUGGACGGCUACAUCUACUCCUGGAAGGACAACACAACUCGACUGUGGAGGAAGAACAGGUCACCGGGACCUCCAGGCUGCGACAGUUACGGCACUGAUCUCAACCGCAACUUUGACGCCAACUGGGGCACACUUGGAGUAUCAUUUAACUGCAGCUCAAACACCUACUGUGGGAGCCAAGCUGUGUCCGAGCCCGAGGCCCAGGCUGUGACUUAUUUUGUAGGAAGCCGGAAGGACGACUUCCUGUGUUUCCUCACCAUCCACUCCUACGGCCAGCUGCUCCUGGUUCCCUAUGGACACCCCAACUUCACCGCCCCCAACUACAAUGAGCUGAUGGAGGUGGGUUUGGGUGCAGCAGACGCCAUUAGGAGUGUCCACGGGAUGAACUACACUGUAGGAACCUCACCGGAUGUAUUGUACGCCAACUCUGGUUCAUCCAGAGACUGGGCUCGGUUUCAGGGGAUCCCUUUCUCCUACACCUUUGAGCUGAGAGAUAACGGGACAUUUGGCUUCCAGCUUCCUGAGGAUCAGAUCCAGCCGACCUGUGAGGAGGCCUACAGCGGAGCCCUGCACAUCAUCACCUACGUCUACAACAAGACCUUCAAUGGUGCCGUGGCAACUGCUGCUGCAACCCUGUGGACCAUGCUGUUAACAGUGGGCGUCACCGGCACCACCCUGAUGUGAGGAGCUAAAAAAGUGCACGAGGGAAACUGACCAAAGCUGUAUGGCUUUCAGUUCCAGUCAUCCUGCGUGUAUGGCACAAGUGUGUAGUUAGUUUCAGAAACAGUUCACAUUUUUUUCAGACAAAAUGUGUUUUUUUUAAUCCUCAUUUUAGGCAGACUUUUCUGUUGAUAAAUGAUCAAUAGUAUAGUAAUGUAUCCAUUAAAAAAUAAUAAUGCACCUUUGGUUCAAACUAUUAUAACACUGUUGUGUCUUUGAAUGAUCUGAAAUGUCUAUAACUGUUUAUAAACUUCCAUAUUCCAGGCAAUAGUUAAUGCAUUACAAUAUUACCAAGUCUAUUUUUAUAUCAUUGAAUAUCAUGACAUUUGAGUAACAGCAUCUGGUGCUAAAGUAAUAAAAAAAAGAAUAAUGUCCCUUUUUGUGUUAAUGUGUGUUUUUUAUAACAUUUGUGAAGCCCAUUUUCCCCUCUAAAUUGCAUUUUAUUUGUUGCAUCAUUUGCUUUGAAUCUGAAUGACUGCACAGCCGACAAUCUGUAUGUCAUGAAUUCCUUCUACUACAUUUGUAAUAAGAGUUCUUAAUAUUGGCAAACAUUUACAGUAUGUACCAUAACAGAAAAA